AUGUAUAUUUUAAAGUUAGGAUCAAGAUUUUCGUCUUAGAAAUCAUAUGAUUAUUUAUAUGGCAUCAAUCCUGUUAUGUCUGCAUUAUAUGCCAACAAAAGAUAGUUUACAUAGCUUUAUGUAAAUUAAACAUAAUAAAGUAUUCUACUAUCAUAAAUUUAGAGAUGAUUAUAUCAAUCCAAGAAUCUCAAAUAUCCUUAAUAGAGCAUAAUCAUUAAAAUUAGAUGUGUAAAUGAUUCCAAAAGUAUUUAAUAAAAUCUAUUAAGUUUAGAAUAAAUUAGAAAGAUAUUGCAGCAAUGACCACCAUUAAAAUGUUAUUUUGAAAUGUUCAAAAUUAAAUUAUUGUAAUCAAUUAUCUGAUGAAUCCAAUUUUGUUUUAUUGGAUUCAGUUUAAGAUCCUUAAAAUUUUGGAGCAAUUUUGAGAGUUUGUUUCUUUUUAGGAAUUAACACUGUUAUUGUUGAAAAGAAAGGUUAGUGCCCAUUAUCUCCUACAGUAAGCAAAACAAGUGCAGGUGCUCUUGAAUUGAUGAAUAUCUUUGAAACUGAUAAUUUGGCCACUUUUGUAAAACAAAGGAAACAUGAAUUUUAGGUUAUAGGAAGUGGUUUUGAAAGCAAUAGUGUAUAAAAUUGAUCAUAAUUUGUGAGAUUCCAAUAGAAGAGUUCUAGAAGGAUUAAAAAAAACAAAAAAAAAUCAUAAUUUUUGGAUCUGAAAGUUCAGGGAUUAGAACAGAAUUAUUCAAGUAAUGUGAUACCAUAGUAAAUAUAAUGAGUAGUCGACAUACUUUCCCAGAGACUUUAGUUGAUUCAUUAAAUGUUAGUGUAUCUGCUGGAAUCAUAUUAUAAUAAGUGUUGAAUAGUAAAUGAG
This is a messenger RNA of Paramecium pentaurelia, 865 nucleotides long. Lineage: Eukaryota; Ciliophora; Oligohymenophorea; Peniculida; Parameciidae. The record is from the annotation of a GenBank genome assembly.